Messenger RNA from Monopterus albus (swamp eel), 1185 nucleotides. RefSeq names its product ribonuclease T2 (gene rnaset2). Bases 128 to 895 code for a protein of 255 amino acids. NCBI's taxonomy places the organism in Eukaryota, Metazoa, Chordata, Actinopteri, Synbranchiformes, Synbranchidae. Gene Ontology annotation, cellular component: extracellular region. Gene Ontology annotation, biological process: RNA catabolic process. The transcript has 10 exons. The record is from RefSeq and is a predicted model, not a curated record. Gene Ontology annotation, molecular function: ribonuclease T2 activity; RNA binding.
GGUAGGGAAGUGACUGGGGGAAGUAAACAACAGGCUGUUAGUACUUAUUGUUGUGUAUAAUGAAACGAGAAACCGGUUGUUUGGUAACUACGAAUCUUUGUUGCAACAUAUCUAGCACAAGUUCUGGAUGAAAUCAGCUGUUUACUGUCAAAUCGGAUUUAUUCCAGACAUGAGGCAUUGCUCUGCUUUCUUAGUCUGCCUGGCAGCAGCCCUGUCCUCUGCCAUUGUGAUUUCACAUCCGCACACGUGGACCAAACUGAUUCUGACCCACCAAUGGCCCACCACCUUCUGUGGCGUGGAACACUGCCAUCCCAAUAUUAGCUACUGGACAUUACAUGGACUCUGGCCAGAUAAAGGGAAUGAUUGCAAUUCAUCAUGGCAUUUCAACUCUUCUCAAAUAGAGGACCUGCUUCCAGACAUGGAGAAAAGUUGGCCUGACUUGCUUCACCCCGCAUCCUGUUCAUUCUGGAAGUACGAGUGGCACAAACACGGUACAUGUGCAGCCACAGCAGAUUCACUGAAUAGUCAACACAAAUACUUCAGCAAGGCCCUGGAACUAUAUCACAAAGUGGACCUGAAUAGCGUCCUGAGGAAGUUUGACAUCACCCCUUCAGAGAAAUACUUCACAUUUUCUCAGAUUGAAGGAGCCAUAGAGAACUUCUAUGGUGUCAAAGUUAAGAUCCAGUGCAUCCCUCCAUCAAAGAAUGACGAUAUCCAGAUUUUGGGACAGAUUGAAAUCUGUUUUGACCUUGACUUUACUCUGAUGGACUGUGAGAAACAGUUUACCAUGGAAGCAUCUAAGGGAGACUGGGACUAUCGCGUUGCUGUUGACAAGGCAUCUGAGUUCAGUGUGUGUGACCAUAAUAUGCCAGUUUAUUACCCCCCUCUGCCAUAAAACACAACAUGCAACAACACACUACAAAUAUAUACAUUACACUGCACAUAUAUAAAAACAUACGGUAGAAACUAGGGAUGUAAUGAUAUUUGCAAAUUUGCGAUAUUGCAAUUAGAAAAAUGUCCGGGUGCCGUCAUGGAACUGUGACAGUAUCCACCAGGAUAUUACAUAUGGUUAUUUCACUAGUAAAACUGCGUUCAGGUCACAGAAUUUGAAACUCGCAUAGUGAAUGGUCCAUCAUCACCUUUUAGACCUGCUGUGUUGCAGCAUUUCAGUUUUUUUUUUUUUUU